Messenger RNA from Drosophila miranda, 2438 nucleotides. RefSeq names its product condensin complex subunit 2-like. Gene Ontology annotation, cellular component: condensin complex. Gene Ontology annotation, molecular function: chromatin binding. Bases 219 to 2222 code for a protein of 667 amino acids. The record is from RefSeq and is a predicted model, not a curated record. Gene Ontology annotation, biological process: mitotic chromosome condensation. The transcript has 4 exons. Lineage: Eukaryota; Metazoa; Arthropoda; Insecta; Diptera; Drosophilidae.
AACUAUCGUUGCCAUUUUGACAAUUUUUUGACAGUACAAAUAAUUUUGAUAUUCAUAUAUUUGUUAAAAUCAUUGAACCUGAACAUCCUAGCGUGCAAACCGCCCUGCGCGUGUGAGUGUGGUUAUCCAGAUUUCGCAGAUUACCAACGCAGCCCAAUCAAACGAAAUUAGUAAAAAUCCGGUGAAAAUUUGUUUGUUACGCACACCCCAGCAUUGUAAUGACGACGCCACCCUCGGAGAGUCCAGUGCGUCGAUCUGCAAACAAGCGCAAGAGUUCAACUCUCGAGUCCAUUGAGGAGAACGAGACGGUACGCUCUUCCUUGGAUCUGUACAACUGCAAUAAGCUGAGCAUAGCCAAUGCCUGGGAUAUAUCGUUGAUUGAUACACUGGCCAAUCUAAUGGAUAGCCCUCACAAAAAGCUAAGCAGCUUCAGGAUGGCUGGCUCUUUGCUGCAGGUCUUGUGCAAGGUCUACGGCCUGCGUGUAGACUCCAUCUACAUCGAUGCAUGUCGUAUAUCGGCGGGUUUGAAUGCUCGCACCUUGACGGGCUUACCUGAGGGACCUCCAGGUGAUGGCGAAGAAAGGAAUUUAUCAACGUUGGCAAAGAACAAGGAAAAGUUGAAUGCGCGUUUGGAUAUGGUACCCAUGCAGGACUCUAUAUUUGCAAAGCUCAAUUCGACGGUGGGCUCCCUCGAUGCCUCCGAUCAAAUGAUGCACAACAUUCUGCCCAGCGUGGACUUUGAGAUGCGGCUACGCCCGACUUACAAAUUCUUUGAUGACACCGAGGGGACGGAUGAGCUCAUGGAUAGCGAAACGCUGAGUGCUGGCGCCAAGGAGUGGCCCGAUGAAGAGUUGUGCAAUGCGGAAUGGCUGCACAAACUGUACAACCGUACGGAUGAUCUAAAUCUGCGGCCACUCCACACGGGUUAUGUGAUAACCAAUCCCAAUACCCCCAAUCCCAAGCCACAGUCGGGAUCUAUUUCAGAGGCGGUCCCUUCAUAUGAUGACGAUGCUGAGGGGCUGGAUAAUGCGCACGAUAUUGGUGGGAAUCGCACAGAGCUAUCCGUGGCCUUUGACAUGAAUGCCGAGUGUGAGCCCAUGCCGGAUAUAGAAGCCGGUCCUCCCAUUAUCUUAGAUAUACAAUCGAAUGAUUUGCAGGAGCUCACCGCCGAAGAGCAGACGGUCAUCACCAAUUGCCGCCGUUUAAAGAAAACCGCCGAAUUCAUUGACGAUCUGAGGCCAGUGGAUGGUGUCACUAGGCUGGAUAAUUCAUACAGACCCAUGGAUCAGAUCUCACAGCUUUGUGCGGCUCCUGCGCAUUGGAAAUUCAGGAUCACUCGUCCGCGCACCACUCUGGACCAGACGACUGGCCCAAAGGAUGCUGUGACUGUUGGCAACCCAAAGAAAACCAAAACCGCUGCCGCCAAGCCACGCAUGAAGGAGUUGCACUAUGGAAAAUGCAAAGAGGACCUCUUCCAGCCUCUUGAUGCCAACAAAAAGCAGCAAAAGGUCAACUAUCAAAAGAAAUGCGAUGCCCGAAAGCUGAUGCCCACGAAAUCCAACAAUGAAGCGGAUUACCAAGUUAGCCAGCGAUUUGGUAAAGCCGAUCUGGUUGAGAGUCUGGGCAAUGAUGUGGAUAUGGAUAGGGGCUUACACCACGGUGAUGCCGAUAGAGAGCUCUUUGACAAUGAAAAUUUCACCACAGAUGAUUCUGUCAUGAACCGAAUGUCGGCAGCGGACAUUGAAGAUCCCAUGGACAUGAUGAAUAAGGAUUCAUGUGGGGAUAUGCCCAAUCAAAGCCAAAGCAUGCAUGAGGGUGAGGAUACAAUCAUGGAGAUAUCCACCGAAUUUAAGGGUGCACCAAGGCAGGUCAGCAAAGUGAUUGGGCCAUUUGCGAAGCGUGCCAAGGGGAUCGACAUGAAGAAUCUCAAGAACAGCUGCCAUUAUUUGAUCCAGAAACAAUUCCUCAGUUCUGUCAAUGAGGCAUCGAUACCCUCCCUCCCACUGUCAAAGGAAGAAAGCUACGCCAAGGGUACCGCCAGCUUCCAGGAGGUUUACCGAUCGUUGCCUGAUGUGUUGAGUGACGAAAGGAAAGAUUCUCUGUGCCCAUCGGUGGCCCUCAAUGCGGUUCUCCAUUUGGCCAACGAUAUGAAACUGCGACUCAUUCCACAAGAGAAUCUAGAGGAUUUUCAAAUCCGGCAAGUUCUGGAUGACGAAGUUUAAUGACGAGCUUUUAAAAAAACUGAAUUCUGAUACAAUGCUAGAAGUAAUCAAUCUUCACACAAUUUUAAAUACAUUUUCAUGCAACAACACAUACAAAAAACUAAACGAAACGAAUCAGGGCUCUUCUCCAAUGUGUUCUCGGAUGAAUUUUUAAUUCUAUCUCUCAAGUCCUAAGAUUUGCAACAUAUAAACAAUAAAUUAAUAUUUUUGAGAGCA